This is a messenger RNA of Cyclocybe aegerita, 2937 nucleotides long. NCBI's taxonomy places the organism in Eukaryota, Fungi, Basidiomycota, Agaricomycetes, Agaricales, Hemipholiotaceae. The record is from the annotation of a GenBank genome assembly.
AUGGAAUCCGUCGUGCCGCCCCAGAUUACGGCGGAGCUGACGCAGAUCCUCUCUAAUCUCGUCCUGGGCGAUAAUGAGAUUCGGUCAAAUGCGGAGAAGGCGGUCAAUGAGAGGCUUGCGACGACUCCUGAGCUGUAUCUGCUCGCUCUGGCUCAGUUUGCGAUCAGUGCAGACACGGACGUGAUGCGAUCCUUCUCGCUUGUCCUUCUUCGCCGUCUCCUUUUCCGACCAGCGCCCUCAACCCAGACGUCGCAACACCACUCAAUACCUAGCGCCCGUCUGACCCUCUACGACCACCUCUCGCAUCAAACCAUCUCCAACCUCGAGCGGAUCCUCCUCUUCUCCCUAUCCCACGAAACAGCCAUCACGGUGCGGCGCAAGGCCGUCGACACCGUCUGCGACCUCGCGAACCAGGGCAUGGCUCGCGGAAAGCCGUGGCACGCCCUCCAAGCGCAGUCCUUCUCCAUGACACACGCCCAGGGACCAGAGAGAGGCGUACCAGGCCCGCAGUUGAGAGAAACUGCGUAUAGGAUCUUUGCUGGGUGCCCCAAUCUGGUCAUGGACCUCCAGGUCGAUGCGGUGUUGGGUGUGUUUCAGCGCGGGCUCCAGGACCCGGAGAGCAUCGAGGUCCGACACGCCGCCCUCCUGGCGUCAGUAGCGUACCUGUCAGCAGCAGACGCAGGCCAGCUCUCGCAAUCGAUUUCCCUACUAGGCCCGAUGCUCGACACGUUACCACCUCUCGCAAAUUCACUCUCUCAACCCCCAUUAGGAGCACACGACUCCUCUUCGCCCAAAGCCUCGAAUUACCACUACCUCUCAACGUUCCUUUCGACAUUGACACCACUAUGCUCGACCCACCCGAUCCUAUUCGCCCCACACCUCCAGUCAUUACUCACUUUCCUACCCGCACUCAUCCUUCCCGCUGUCGACUGCGGCCCAACACCCACUGUCGGACGUCCAUUCCCCACGUCCUCCGGCAGCGGAAACGGAAACGGCACCCGUCAGGGCGCGUUCGUCUUCCCUCCGCCCGGCUCCUCUUCAUCGCUGGGAGAUGGAGACCGCGAAGGCUCGCCAGUAGACAUUGAAGAAGAGGACAGAGACGAACGCUCGACGCUCAGGUUGAGUGCAUUGGAGUUCAUGAUCAGCUUGUCGGAGUCCCGACCUAGUAUGGUUAAGAAGGUGCCGGGGUGGACGGAGGUGAUUGUCAGAGCGUGUCUGGAGGGUAUGGGCGAGUUUGAGGAGGACGAGCGGGAGGGGUUGGAGACUUGGCUACGAGAAGACCCAUCGUCAGCGUCAAGUUCGGCAGACACAGACUCACCGCCAGCGCUGUACGAGCAGUCAUUGGAUCGUUUGGCAUGCGCUAUGGGCGGACGGUCCGUUCUGCCUCCUGCUUUCCAGGCCAUACCGUCCAUGAUGGCGAGCUACGACUGGCGCGUACGGCACGCCGGGCUCAUGGCGAUAGCCGCGAUUGGAGAGGGCACGGGAAAGGUCAUGCAAAAGGAACUGGAGAAGAUCGUAGAUCUCGUGACGCCCAUGUUCAACGACUCGCAUCCGCGGGUACGAUAUGCUGCGUGUCAGUGUAUAGGACAGCUAUGUACGGAUUUAGAGGAAAUUAUUCAAAAACGGUUCCACCAAAAACUAUUCGCCGUACUAAUACCAACAUUAGAAGAUCCUGAACCAAGAGUACAUGCACACGCCGCUGCCGCUCUGAUCAAUUUUUGCGAGGGUGUCGAGCGAGAAACUCUGCUACCAUAUCUCGACCCGAUCGUCGAACGGCUCCUCAAACUGCUCAACCCGGGUGGAGACCAGGCGCAAGUACGAAGAUAUGUCCAGGAACAAGCAAUUACGACACUGGCGAUGGUCGCAGAUGCGAGUGAGAUCACUUUUGGGAAGCACUAUCCUACGAUCAUGCCGCUCCUGUUGAAUGUUCUGAGAAACGCGGACAGUCCGGACUAUCAGAAACUACGGGUUAAGGCGAUGGAAUGUGCUGGGCUGAUAGCCAUCGCCGUUGGUCCUGAUGUGUUCAGACCGGAUUCAAAGACGCUCGUUGAGCUGCUUAUGCGAAUUCAACAGAGUCCUGUUGACCCAAACGACACGCAACUCAGCCACUACCUCAUCGCGACGUGGGCGAAAGUAUGCCAAGCAAUGGGGCAAGAAUUCGAGCCAUAUCUACCCGUUGUCAUGCCCUCGCUGCUCGCGACCGCAAGUGCGAAAGCCGACCUCUCCGUCUACGAUGAAGAGGACGAAAACGCGGAAGACCGAGAAGGAUGGGAGACCAUCGUCAUGGACGGUCAAACGUACGGCGUACGGACAUCAGCGAUGGACGAGAAGUGCCAGGCAUUUGAGACUCUGGUGAUUUAUUGCUCAACGUUGGGUCCUCGCUUCGCGCCCUACCUCUCGCAGACGUUGGAAGUAACGCUUCCAUGUCUACGGUUUUAUUUCCAUGAAGGCGUGCGUGAGGCCUGUGCGAUGCUGAUACCCAUGCUCCUCUCCUGUGGCAAGCAAUCCGGGACGCUCACAAACCAAAUGGUCUCGGCAACGUUUCUCCAGCUCAUCAAUUGCAUCAGCUCCGAACACGACUCAACCUUCCUCGCGUCUCUCUAUAAAUACUUCUCGGAAGCCUUGCUCGUUGUCGGCGGGCCCGAGGCGCUCUCGCCGCAGUUCCACGAGGGUAUCAUGGAGGCUACAAAACGUCAACUCCACUCCCUCGCCGACAAACGCAAGUCGCGUGCGGCGAGGGCUUCAUCGAAUGCAGCUGACUUCGACCGCGACGAGAUGGCGUUGAUAGAGGAGAUUGAGGACUUCGCCUUAGAGGAUAUGGGCAAGAUGCUCAUGAGCUUCGACUCGAAUCAUCCACUACUCGUCGCAGUGUCGAGUGUGAGGGAGCUGGGGUUAAAUACAUAUGAUAGUGAUGAGGAUGUGGACGAUGAAGGUUAG